AGAAAGUCUAGAGUACAAGUAUUCAAACUUGGAAAGAAAUAAAGUGUCAAGUUCAGAGAGCAGAGACCUAAUAGUGGACAGUGAAUUUAAAGAAGAGAGCCACUAUUGUAGCCAACCAGGGAAUCACAGCUUAUCUAAUAAAAGAACCAGCAUCUUAUCGAAAUCAUGUGAGAAAUAUGCACCAGCUGAGGAGCACAGAGACCACACACAGGUCAGCUUGUCAGCCCCAGAGCAGGAGGAGAGGGUAGGCAGGUACUCACACCUUGAUGUCAGUCUCAACCUGCUUGCUCUCAGUAGAUUAGAGCCAAUUGUGGAGACUCAGUGUUCAGUUGAAAAUUGUGGCACAAAGAAAGAAUAUGAGGUCAUGAGGCAAGCUAGGGCAAGGGAUAAUGUUAACCUUUCAAGGGACAUCUCCAGUCCCAAGAGUCCCCACCAGCCAGAGCAGGAAAAGGAAUCUUUAACCACUGCUAAGUUAGGACCUGAGGUGAACCCACCAACACCUGACCUAUGUAUUAGUAGUGAAAAGCGCAGUAGACCUAUGACUGUCGCGUAUGAUGCUGUGUCUUACACCUCAGCUAGCAGCAACUGCGAUGAAUUGGAGGAUCCUCAUUUUUUUAUUUCUGCCAGAAAUGCCAACCCUGACAAAAUGACCAAGAGAAGCAAAACAAAAGGCAACCAGACAGGAAAUAAAGGUUCUAAGUUUUCUGUCUUUGCUAAAAUGCCUUCUUUUAGAAAAACUAAAGGUUCAAAGGGUACCAAAAGUGAAGCGAUACCCCAGGAGUCAUUAGAUGGAGGAGGUGAGGGCUUUUUGCCUGAGCAAGGGCCUCAGAAGGACAACUCGGAUGAUGAGGUUUUUGUCAAAGGUGACAUCCUCAACCAAACAGUCCACCAAGCAUUUUCCUCAUUGCAUUACGAGAUUGAAGAAGAGGACUGUGGCUUUUUGUCUUCGACUCCCCACACUCGCCAUGUCCGUCAGCUAGUCAGCCAAGGAGGUAGCAGGGAGGAUAAUGGAGCACCAUGCCCAGACAACCCCCUCCUCAGGCAAGUUCAAUCACCCAAUGGUCAGAUCUACAAGAGAAGCAAGAGCAACGACAGUUUAAACAUCCGCAUGCGCUUUGCACAAGCACACAAGUCCCUUUCCAGCCUCUUUGAGUCCCGUUCGAUGGAUAAGGAGAAUGAAGAUCAAGCCACUAUUGGCCCUGAUGUGGAUUCAGGUAAAGCCAAACAAUCCUGGAGGAAGCUGAAAAAGACCAAGGAGGCUGAGCUGCUAAAAAGAACUCAUUCAAUGCCAGAUGGGGAAUGUAGCACCAUUGCUUCUGGGCAGGACCAUACAUACUUAAUGUCCUCUCCACUCUUGGACAGGCUCAGCAGUCCAGGGUCACCAUCCUCCCUCAGAGCCCUUCGCCACACUGAUCCCAUCUCCAAGCGGGGAGUUCCACAAGGGAGUGGAAAGGAAAACCUACAUGGAUGCAAAUCUGACGGCCAGAGAAGAAAGUGCUCACCAGAUGGUCUGCCUACCUCACUGUGUGUGUCUGGCCUACCUCCAUUUUCCGAUGACUCUGCAAUCCCACUCCCCAAUUACACCAGUCCAGUCUCACCUUCCACCCACUGCUCACUGGCCACCCUAACGCAUCAGCUUUCACCGUCCUGUACCAGGUCCCAGCCAGCGGCCAGUGAGGGCUUGACUGCAAGCCCCCUACGGCCAAUGAGCCCUAAACCUAACAGCCCUAGGCCAGCUGCUCAGCGCAAAGUUUUUGGUUACCCUUACUCAGCAAGGACCUGUUCUGUCUCUCCUAUCUUUCUGGGCCAGUCGGUCAGCGUGGAGGGAUUAACAGACCCCCCUGAGAGGCCAAAAACCCUAAAACCAUCAGCUAGCCCACUGGGUCUCAGCCUCAGCCUCAGCCCCCUGGAUGUAGCUGAGGGCAGAAUAGACAGCCAGACACACAUCAGCCUGUGUGCCAUUGGCUGCAUCAACGAAUUAGAGGGCACAAAAAAUGGUGGUCAGCCUGCCAGCCAGUCCAGAACAAGAAAGCUGUUGGAGGUGAAGGCCAAGGGGAAGGCCUCUGUGGUUCCUGGUGGGCUGAGGACUGGCUGUCUGGUGGAUGUGGGCCAUGAUGGAGGUGGCCAGCAGCAAAGGCGAAACUGUUCAGAUGACCUCUGGAUCGAAGAGCAAAGGAAAUGCAAACGCAAACUGGCCAGAGCCAUCAGGGGGAGUCUGGACCAUCUCAGCACACUGUUAUCUGAAGACAUGGAGAAAGCUGAUACUGGGGUUACCUUGGGGCCGAUUGAGGCCCUCCAGGGGAUGCCUCUCAAGGCCCACUGCUUCUCUCAGAGCACUCCCAUUGGUCUUGACUGCCUGGGCUGGAGAAGAUGCAUCUCCUACUCUUCGGUGGUUGUUCCUGACGGAGCGUCAGACAAGGUGGGGCUUGGGGACGAACUGGGCAGCGAAGAGGAUCUACUGUAUGAAGAGUUUCGCAGUUCUGGACAUCGUUUUGGACACCCAGGAGGAGGCGGAGGAGAGCAGCUAGCCAUCAAUGAGCUGAUCAGUGAUGGCAGCGUGGUGUAUGCUGAGGCCCUCUGGGACCACGUCACCAUGGACGACCAGGAGCUGGGCUUCAAGGCCGGUGAUGUCAUCGAAGUAGUGGAUGCCACCAACAAGGAGUGGUGGUGGGGUCGCAUCAUGGACAGCGAGGGCUGGUUCCCUGCCAGCUUCGUACGGUUGCGUGUGAACCAGGACGAGCCCAUGGAGGAGUAUCUGGCCCACCUUGAGGAGUCUCAGGCUGGAGAGGAGGACCGGGCAGGUCUGGGCUUGUUGCUGGGACCUGGUUUACCCUGCAAAGAGCAGAUGAGGGCCAAUGUCAUCAAUGAGAUCAUGAGCACAGAGAGAGACUACAUAAAGCACCUGAAAGACAUCUGUGAGGGUUACAUCAAACAGUGCCGCAAGAGGACAGACAUGUUCAAUGAAGAGCAGCUUCGCACCAUCUUUGGCAAUAUUGAAGAGAUCUACCGAUUCCAGAGGAAGUUCCUGAAAGGGCUGGAAAAGCAGUUCAACAAGGAGCAGCCGCACCUCAGCGAGAUCGGCUGCUGCUUCCUCGAACACCAAACAGAUUUCCAGAUCUAUUCAGAGUAUUGCAACAACCAUCCCAACGCCUGCGUUCAGCUCUCUAAGCUCAUGAAGGUCAACAAAUACGUGUUCUUCUUUGAGGCCUGCCGACUGCUCCAGAAGAUGAUCGACAUUUCCUUGGAUGGUUUCCUGCUUACCCCAGUUCAGAAGAUCUGCAAGUACCCACUGCAACUGGCUGAGCUGCUCAAGUAUACCAACCCACAGCACAGGGACUACAAAGAUGUGGAGGCAGCCUUAAAUGCCAUGAAGAAUGUGGCCAGGCUGAUUAACGAAAGGAAACGGCGCCUUGAGAACAUUGACAAGAUCGCCCAUUGGCAGAGCUCCAUAGAGGACUGGGAGGGUGAAGACGUCCUCAGCAGGAGCUCUGACCUCAUCUUUUCGGGGGAGUUGACCAAGCUGUCCCAGCCUCAGGCCAAGAGUCAGCAGAGAAUGUUUUUCCUGUUUGAUCAUCAGAUGGUUUACUGCAAAAAGGACCUCCUGCGCCGAGACAUGCUAUACUACAAGGGUCGGAUGGACAUGGACCACAUGGAGGUGAUAGAUGUGGAGGAUGGCAAGGAGAAGGACUUCAACAUCAGCGUAAAGAAUGCUGUGAAGCUUCGAUCAGUGGCUGGUGACGAGGUCCACCUCCUGUGUGCCAAGAAGCCUGAGCACAAACAGCGCUGGCUCCGAGCCUUUGCGGACGAAAGGAUUCAGGUCCAGCAUGACCGUGAGACAGGCUUCUCUCUCACAGAGGUCCAGAAGAAACAGGCCAUUCUCAAUGCCUGCAAAAGCCAUCCAGCCGGGAAACCCAAAGCAGUGACCAGACCCUACUAUGACUUCCUGCUGCGACAGAAACACCCCUCUCUCCCUACUGCUUUGCCCCAGCAGCAGGUCUUCAUGCUGGCUGAGCCGAAGCGCAAAACCUCCACCUUCUGGCACAACAUCGGCAGACUGACGCCUUUCAAGAAGUAAAAAAGAAAUCAGAAAGGAAAAGAAAAGCUGUGGAAAGAAGGAACUGAGGAGGAAAAAGAGAAGAGCUCUUUGCUCGUGCCUGAAUAGACCCUUUUUAAUUCUUCCUCUCUCCUCUUUCCCACUCGUAACAUUGCUCUUAUUGACAUACUGAUAAGUUGUAAAGAUGUGGAUGAAUAUGAUGAGGAGAUUAUUUUUGAAAGCACUUUAUAGGUUGGCUAACAAUCAGACUUGAGAAUGGUCUCCUGGAGACACCGAGUCAAACAAGGAGAGUGGCCUCUUGCUUAACUUACAACUUCUACACCUUCAAUCACAUACCGACUGAUACUAGUACUACUACUGUACUGCUGCGAGUGAGUGUGGGUCUCUUGACUAUGCUGCCUCUGUGAAGAUGUUGGCUGUCAACAAAAAUUGUGUUUUUUUCCACUGUUCUGUUGUUUUAGGAUUUGACAGAUGCCAAGUGUUCACAGUGCCAGAUGAUUUGUUUUUGUAUUUGUUUGUUCUGUGUCUGCUUUCGAAAAAAAAAAGGGAAAAUUGGGAGGGUGUGUAUGUGUGUGUGUGUGUGGGAGGGGGGUUCUGUAUGUCUCUGGUGCAUUUGUGGUAUUGUGCAAAACUUGAUCAAAGUCAUCAAAUGCAGCCUAAAGAAGAUUCAGCCCAUUGCAGAUGAGGAGCUUUUUAUUCAAACAAACAGACACUGCGGCAACACACAUUCCUCGAAUCUGAUCCUCUCCUCCUCCUACCUGCCAUGUCCAUGAAAGUGAAAAUACUGUUCUUUUUUCAUUCUUUUUCUUUUUUUAAGUGCCAUUUCAAGUGUGUCAUGGAUGACUUACAAUGACAUGCAUGGAUGUGAUGAAAAAAUACUGUGAAGAAUAUUUUUUUAUCUCUGAAGAACCCUGCUAUAUUUAGCCAGAUUCAGGAACUGAAGUUUCAUUGUGCUACUAGGCUGACAGCUUCACACACACACUCACUGACAUUCUGAUAUCCAGUAUCCUUGCUCUGUGUAUCUGGUCUCCAGUAUAAUCUCAUUUCUGAUCAAUGCAGCCCAGUGAUAUCGCUCUGUAAGUGCAUUCAGUGAAAUGUACUCUUUUAACCUUUAUGUUCAAAUAUUUUAGCUUCUGACGAUAUG
Messenger RNA from Chelmon rostratus (copperband butterflyfish), 5198 nucleotides. RefSeq names its product Rho guanine nucleotide exchange factor (GEF) 4 (gene arhgef4). The record is from RefSeq and is a predicted model, not a curated record. Gene Ontology annotation, molecular function: guanyl-nucleotide exchange factor activity; protein binding. Gene Ontology annotation, biological process: intracellular signal transduction. Bases 365 to 4075 code for a protein of 1236 amino acids. The transcript is spliced from 13 exons. Lineage: Eukaryota; Metazoa; Chordata; Actinopteri; Chaetodontiformes; Chaetodontidae.